Arctia plantaginis is the source of this 1077-nucleotide messenger RNA. The record is from the annotation of a GenBank genome assembly. NCBI's taxonomy places the organism in Eukaryota, Metazoa, Arthropoda, Insecta, Lepidoptera, Erebidae.
AUGGAAUCGGCUCAGUCAACAGAUGUAGUAACAAAUGCAUCUGAUGACGAUAAGGAUGCUAUACAACCUAGUACAUCAGAAGAAGUGGCUCCAAAUGUUUCUGCAUCAUUAUACAAGAACAGACCGUUUCCGCUGUCAAUCUUACCAGCUUCCGCGGCGCCGUCUUCUUCCACGCCCUCACCUCCUUCUUCGUAUUCUAUCGACAAAACGGACAACCGCGAGACCUUUGGCUUUAGUGACACAGUCGACAUGCGCCGUGAAGAUGAGAGGAUGAAGACAUUCGAAAAAUGGCCCGUCACUUUUCUCUCUGCCGAACAACUCGCUCGCAACGGCUUCUACUACCUCGGACGCGGCGACGAAGUGCGUUGCGCAUUCUGUAGGGUGGAAAUUAUGAGAUGGGUCGAAGGAGACGAUCCCGCCAGAGACCAUCAGCGCUGGGCCCCACAGUGUCCUUUUGUACGCCAGCUCACAAACCCCGAAUCUGCAGGGCGGGACGAAUGCGGUUCACGUGUACCCGUGGCUGCGGCCUCGCGCAUGCCUGGCCCUGUUCAUCCACGUUUUGCCUCUGAAGCCGCUCGUCUGCGUAGCUUUCAGGACUGGCCUCGGUGUAUGCGCCAAAAACCCGAGGACUUGGCUGAGGCUGGCUUUUUCUAUACCGGGCAUGGUGACAAGACGAAGUGUUUUUAUUGUGACGGUGGCCUUAAGGACUGGGAAAACGACGAUGUACCAUGGGAACAACAUGCACGUUGGUUUGACCGCUGCGCUUAUGUACAAUUAGUUAAAGGUCGGGAUUAUGUUCAAAAAGUGAUGACACAGGCUUGCUCGCUCCCAGCGGCUAAUGAAGCAAAGGAAGAAGUACCGGAGAAACCUUCAGUCCAAACUAAUGCGUCAACGGAAUCUACGGAAACCCCUGUAGAAGAUAGCAAACUAUGUAAAAUUUGUUACGCUGAGGAGCGCAACGUGUGCUUUGUGCCAUGCGGACAUGUUGUGGCGUGUGCUAAGUGCGCGUUGGCAGCAGACAAGUGCCCCAUGUGCCGCAGAACGUUUCAGAGUGCAGUCCGAUUGUAUUUCUCUUGA